AUGACACAGAAAAUCGCCGACACGUUUCUCGUGGGCCGGGCGCUUUUGAACUUCACGUCCAUGUUCGUGUCGUUGGGCGUGUUCCUCUUUGGCUUUGAGCAGGGCUUGAUGUCGUCGCUCUUGACCAACAAGUACUUCAAGGCCUACUACAAGAACCCGAGCCCUGCGGCGGUGGGUACCAUGAUUGCCAUUUUGGAGAUUGGCGCGCUCUUCUCGAGCUUCGAGGCCGGCAAGGUCGGCGACAAGAUCGGGCGGCGCAGGACGAUCCGCUACGGCUCGUUUAUUUUCGUUGUGGGCGGCUUGGUGCAGGCGCUUUCGCCCGACAUUUGGGUCUUGGGCUUUGGCCGCCUUGUGGGCGGUGUGGCCAUUGGCUUUUUGACCACCAUCAUUCCGUGCUACCAGUCGGAGAUCAGCCCCCCAUCCGACCGCGGCUUCUAUGCGUGCUUGGAGUUCACCGGCAACAUCAUUGGCUACCUGACGUCGAUCUGGGUCGACUACGGCUUUCUGUUUUUGGAAAGCAACUUGCUGUGGCGCAUGCCGUUGGUGUUGCAGUGCAUCAUGGGCGCCUUGUUGUUUGCCGGCACCUUUGUCAUUGUCGAGACCCCGCGCUGGCUUUUGGACCACGACCACGACGUGGAAGGCAUGAUUGUCAUCAGCGACUUGUACGCGGACGGCGACGUCGAGGACGAGAUUGCGCGUGUUGAGUUCCGCCAGAUCAAGGAGCACGUUUUGGUGGCGCGUGUGGAAGGCGGAGAGCGCCUGUAUCGCUACAUGUUCACGCGGUACAAGAAGCGGUUGUCUGUGGCGUGCUUCUCGCAGAUGUUUGCGCAGAUGAACGGUAUCAACAUCAUCUCGUACUAUGCGCCCAUGAUUUUCGAGGCGGCCGGCUGGAAAGGCCGCGCGGCCAUCUUCAUGGCCGGCAUCAACUCGCUCGUCUACAUUGCCAGCACCAUCCCGCCGUGGUACUUGGUUGACAACUGGGGCCGCAAGCCGUUGCUCAUGACCGGGGCUGUGGUGAUGGCGGUGUCGCUUUUCGCCAUUGCGUACCUGUCGUACUUGCAGAACCGCCACACCCCCAACGUGGUUGUUGGGUUUGUCAUUGUGUUCAACGCAGCGUUUGGCGCCAGCUGGGGCCCGAUCCCGUGGAUGAUGAACGAGGUGUUGCCCAACUCCGUGAGGUCGAAAGGUGCUGCCACGUCAACAGCCACGAACUGGCUCUUCAACUUCAUUGUCGGCGAAAUGACACCCAUAUUAUUGGCGUCUAUCACCUGGCGCACAUACUUGAUCCCCGGCUCUCUGUGUGUGCUCUCGUACUUGUGCGUGCGCUACAUGUUUCCCGAGACAAAGGGCCUUACUUUGGAGGACAUGGGCUCGGUGUUUGACGACUCCAGUCUGGUGUUCUCUUUCCACCUGGGCUACGGCGCCACGGACACCAGCUCGACCCGCAACUUGUCGGUCCACGAAAACGAAAAUCAAAUCCGCCCUACCGCGGCCCAGUUGGCCCGGAACCCGGCGUCCAUGCGCUCGGAACUUGACGGCCUCAUCACUGGCACACCUUCGCUUCCGGAGCCAAUCAAACCAGUGCUGUCUGAAGUUCCGUCUUUGCAGGACGAUCUGGCCAUUGAUCCGCCACCUUUGGCAGAUCUCCUUGCGUUUAAACAACGCAAACGCUCGUGGUUGGGACGGGGGAAGUACAAUGCGCUUGCCUCAGCUCCAUGA
Clavispora lusitaniae ATCC 42720 is the source of this 1719-nucleotide messenger RNA. RefSeq names its product Hgt3p (gene HGT3). The record is from RefSeq and is a predicted model, not a curated record. Lineage: Eukaryota; Fungi; Ascomycota; Pichiomycetes; Serinales; Metschnikowiaceae. Gene Ontology annotation, biological process: transmembrane transport; carbohydrate transport. Gene Ontology annotation, molecular function: carbohydrate:proton symporter activity. Gene Ontology annotation, cellular component: membrane.